Saccostrea cuccullata (small rock oyster) is the source of this 1493-nucleotide messenger RNA. RefSeq names its product monocarboxylate transporter 13-like. Gene Ontology annotation, molecular function: monocarboxylic acid transmembrane transporter activity. The coding region runs from base 23 to 1348 and encodes 441 amino acids. NCBI's taxonomy places the organism in Eukaryota, Metazoa, Mollusca, Bivalvia, Ostreida, Ostreidae. Gene Ontology annotation, cellular component: membrane. The record is from RefSeq and is a predicted model, not a curated record. Gene Ontology annotation, biological process: transmembrane transport. The transcript is spliced from 6 exons.
CUUCGACAUAGUCUGCUGAGUGAUGGUUGCAAGCCGAUCAGAGGGUGGAUAUGGGUGGAUAGUGGUUGUAUCCGUGUUUUUCAUCUACGUCAUCCAUGUAGGGAUACAAGGGAUAACUGGAAUAAUCCACACUGAACUGGUCAAGUCGACGUCUGCUGACCUGGCGGUGAUUGGAUGGAUCGGUUCUUUGAUGAUCGGACUCUGUACUCUCUCAGCACCACUUGUAUCUAUCCUUACGCAGUUGGUGUCCUGUAGAAUACUGGUUAUCAUCGGAAAUCUAUUAAUCAGUUUGGGGUUCUUGUGCGCAGCGUUUACUUCGUCAAUUCCGGUAUUGAUUGUGUGUCUCGGAGUUCUUACUGGAUUUGGUAUGAAUUUAGCUGAAUUCUCUUCCACGAUCGUACUCAAAGGAUAUUUUGUUCAGAAGUUUCCUCUUGCUAUGGGAAUUUGCCUUUCUGGUUGUGGUGUCGGUAUGAUAGCGUUCCCGCCAUUUUUUGUUUACCUGCACGCAAUCUUUGGAAUGAAGGGAGCCUUUCUUCUGUGCUCGGCCAUUUCCUUAAAUUGCGUCGCAAUUUCCUUUCUACUCAGACCUAGCACAUUUCAUUUGCAAAAAAAGUCAUCGGAAAAGAAAUGUUCCAUAACUGAUCUGUUUGACUUUAACCUUUUCAAAUCGCAUAACUUUGUUUUGUUCGUGACUGCACACCUUUUAUUCAACAUUGGUUACGCCGUUCCUUUCACUUACUUGCCAUUCAAAGGGGAGGAGGAGGGCUUUUCCGAACAGUCAUCUGCUCUUUUCAUAACAUCCCUUGGAGCCGGAAGUUCAAUAGCAAGAAUAACAUUUGGAUGGUUCUCGGCGAGGUUUCCACGUGUUCGUACCAGAGCAUAUCUUGGUGCUGUUUUCAUGGCUACUCUGUCCACGCUUCCAGUUGCUCUAUCAUCGUCUUAUCCAUUAAUAUUGGUCUGUUCGGUGGUGCUUGGUGCAAGCUCAGGAAUCACCCACACAGAGAUCCCUACGUUACUUGUGGGAAUGUUGGGAGUGGAUCGGUUGCCUAGUAGUUUAUCUAUAGCCGCUCUUCAACAAGGAAUCGGAGCCUUAAUUGGAAUCCCAAUAACAGAAAUGAUAUGUCGAACUGCUGGGAACAACAACAUUGCAUUUUUCUUCACCUCAGGUGUUUAUGGAGUUGCUCUCGUUCUUAUUGCUCUAUCCUUCUACUUACCUGAGAGAGAUUUAUCCAGCUCAUCUGUACAAACAGCAACGCAGAAGUUUGAUCCGAAAAUGGAUGUUCCUAACCCGGAAGUCUUUGUGGUCGAAUUACUGGAACCGGAAGUCACCGGUCCCGCAGCAGCUUAAAGAGAAUGAGACAUUCACAAGCAUUUUUUGAAUCCAAUAAUCAUCUAUAUUAUUUUCAUUUAUAAAUUAUAUCAUUGUCUUCAACCGUAACACUGACAUAUUUUAGAAAUUUAUGCACUUAAAAUUAAAUUCAUUAAGAAAUUUU